AUGCCCGAAAGUCAGAGUGCAGAAUCGGUGCUUCCUGGCUUGCAGCAAGCCGGCUUGGUCAUGGGCUCCUUCCUCGUGCAAGUCGUGGUCUUGGGGCUCUUCCACUCCUAUGGCACACUCUUCGCUGCACUGAGGGCAGACACGGGCGAUGCGGCCAGCACCCUGGCACUUGUGGGUUCGAUUCGGGAUUUUGUGUUCGCUUCGGGUGCUGCACCAGCAGGAUUCCUGGUCCAUCGCAUCGGCUUCGUGCGGAUGGCCGCCAUUGGGACAUCUUUACUUCUGUUCGGCAUGCUUGCUGACAGCCACGCCCCCUCCAGCUACUUCCUCUUCAUAACCUGUAGUUUGGUCGGUGGGGUAGCCAUGGCCAUGAUCUUCACCCCAGCCCUGGCGGUACUCUAUGGUCAAGGCCAUCUCAGCCGGAGCUUUCUCCCUGUGGCUGUAGGUCUGGCUUCGUCCGGCGGAGGUCUUGGAACUGUCGUGGUUAACCUGGGCCUCCAUCUACUGCUGGACAGUUUCAGCUGGAGGGAUGCGCUUCGGAUUUGCUGCGGGGCGUUUGGCCUUCUGCUGCUUGUUGCCCUGACGGCUCUUUGGUGCAGUCUUCGUUACAAACAUAAGAAGACCGGAAAAUCCACCACCGACGAUCAAGAGCUGCGAAGCGGCAGCCAUGUCCGAGACUUCUUACAGCCUUUCGGCGAGUUACAGUUCUUGCUGCUCAGUGCUUCUUUGUUCCUCUAUGGCAUCGGCUUCAUGGUACCCUACACGCACCUCGUGUACUAUGCUGAAGCAGAGAGGGGCCUGGACAUAUCUAAAGAGCUAACUUCACUGCUUGGCAUAUCAGGCGCAGCUGGUCGUCUUUGUUUCGGUGUUUUCUCUGCAGUUGUGAUGCCUUCGAAGCUUGUCCUGGUCGUACUGCUCGUGACGGGGGCAUCGCUAAUUUGCCUGCCCUUCUGCGACGACGCUGCGGAACUGAAGACCUUCUCUGCCAUUUAUGGCUUCUCUGCCGGAGGCCGUGUUGUUCUGUUGUCGUUGCUUCUCAACGAGCUCUUCGACGCGCAGAGAGUAGCGCACCUCUACGGCCUUGUUGGCAUUCCGAUUGCAGUCGGCAUGCUUCUUGGGCCCACCUUCGUCGGCAAAGUCUAUGACCUCAAUUGCCACUACGGCGGCGCCUUCUUCGCGGCGGGUGGGAUCGUGCUCUUGGCAGUCCCUGUGUUUUGCCUUGCGGCUUUUUGUUCACGAUCCAGCGAAAGACCUUCGCCCUUGAGAGCAGCACACCUCUCGUGCACCCCGGCCAUGCAAGAUUCGGAGAAGGCGGAUCAUCGGGAACAGGUCGUCCCGUCAUGUCAUGCAUCGGAUGACUCCCGGUGA
This is a messenger RNA of Symbiodinium sp. CCMP2592, 1365 nucleotides long. The record is from the annotation of a GenBank genome assembly. NCBI's taxonomy places the organism in Eukaryota, Dinophyceae, Suessiales, Symbiodiniaceae.